Molecule: messenger RNA, 1665 nt
Organism: Hymenoscyphus albidus
Lineage: Eukaryota; Fungi; Ascomycota; Leotiomycetes; Helotiales; Helotiaceae
Source: the annotation of a GenBank genome assembly
CCAGAGAUCGCGCAUGGAAAUUUGUCAAUAGGCGAAGUCAGUGAACAUUACCAACCCUCACCAACAAAACAUCCAGAACCAUCCCUAGCAUUCCGCAUUCCUUGCUACACACAGCCCCGCCAAAAUGCCGCCUCUCAUAUUACACAAUGUUCCAGACGAAGAACUGUAUGUGGGAGAAGACGGCAUACAAAGACCGUAUGCUAUGCUGUUUCCUGGGUAAGCUACCCACAUGUGCGCGCCCAUCAUGAUGGAUUUAUGUUUUUCUGACGAAGACAGCAACGAGAGCAAUCCAUUAAUCUCGCGAUCACGAAAAAACACCUUCACUGAAUCAGGUUCAUUCGGAAAGUCUACUAGGCGUUCGCGCUCGAGGACAGGCACACCAGCUGCGAGAAGGGAGGAUCCGACGCUCGAGGCCGCAAAUGCGAUCUUUUCCAAUUUCAUGACCAGUCGAGUCGCAACUGCUCCCGAAAUACAACGCCCUACGUCUCUAUCAGCAUCAGUCUCUCAGCCAAACCUGUUAGGUUUGACGGCCCUAGCAACAAAUGACACCAAUUCUACCGCUCCCUUGCGAUACGUCCAUAAAGAGCCCACCGAGGUUAUUCUACGAGGCUUUAGAGCUAGCCAUCAAUAUGCAGCACUCAGAGAAUACGAGCGCAUUGGUGGUCGAAUAUGCGAAGAUUAUCCUCGAGAUCCUCCACUAGAACAAAGACGCUACAAAUCCGACCUACGAGAUCCCGCUUCCCUUCGAACACAACCUAUGACCGCAGAAGAAAAGGCAAAGGCGAUGAGAUUCGCGGGCGGGGAGCACUGGAUCAAAAUAACUUUUGAAUCUGCAGAAGGCGCUGAGGCAGCUGUUGAUGCCUCACCUCAAACGAUACAAGGGCAUCUCGUAUUCGCUGAACUGUAUCGUGGAGUUCCACCUACCGCUGAUGAACCUGUACCUUUAGGAGGACGAGGGAAUACUUUCGGCGCCUCUUCUGGCAAGGGUAUUUUUGGUGCAACCCGACAAUCGUCAUCACUCUCUCGAUCUUACACAACUCCAGCAAUGAGCCAAAUUGGGCGGGGUAUGGGCAUCCACACCAUCUCACCUUCAGGAUCCAACACCUCAUCCCAAACACUCGAAUCGGCUACAAUUUCCCAUGCAGGUACAAGCACAUCUUCCGGAACUGUGAUGCCCGAUCCACCCGUACAACAAGCAAGCACACAGAAUGCUACGCCUGAGGUCUACUGCCGCGGCAUCCGCACAGCAAAGAGGAUUCAACUUCUUCCCGCUGAACAAGCGCUAUUACCACAAAAAUCUUACGGCAGAAGAGUGAUGGCUCAAAUACCUUUCCUCAGCUGGUUCACAGGGGACAUGAUAGGCUCUACUGUUCCAAGAACGGAAAACGGAGAGUUUGAUUAUGCGAGAGCUUCUAUGUACUGGCUUCUGAUUUACUGGUUGGAUCGCUUGUGUUUUGGUAUAUUUGAGGUUUCCACCAAAGAGAAGGAGGAAUGAUGAUGGAAAUCGUAGCCACGGUUUGGAGAAAGAGUGGUAAAAUUCGGGGAUGAGGAUAUGGAGACCGCGACGAUGGCAUACCUUGAAUACAAGGUCUUGUCUUGAUUUCAGCAUGGCGUUUGAUGUGUCUUUGGGAGGGAAUUCAGCUAAGCAGGUUGAGCAUCGAAAAU